Messenger RNA from Rhodamnia argentea, 921 nucleotides. RefSeq names its product CASP-like protein 4C2. Lineage: Eukaryota; Viridiplantae; Streptophyta; Magnoliopsida; Myrtales; Myrtaceae. Bases 180 to 773 code for a protein of 197 amino acids. The record is from RefSeq and is a predicted model, not a curated record. The transcript is spliced from 3 exons.
UACCUUUUUCCCCAUUCCCAGAACCUUCUCUCUCUCUUCUCUCUCCUCUCUCUCUCUCAUCUCAUGGAAGUCUCGCCAUGUCUCGUGACUGCAACUCCCUUUUCUAUCUCAUCAUCCCCAUAACACCCACUCUCCCUCCCUCCCUCUCAUGACUCAACAUCAUCCGCAUCAGCAUCGACAUGCGAUCUCCGCACCACCACUCCCCUCGCAACGGCGACGCCACGCCGCCUCCCCACCACCACCACCACCGGCAGUACCAGUCCACGGUGUCCGUGCAGAAGCUCCGUCGGUUCAACUGGCUGAUCCUGCUGCUGCGGCUCGCCGCCUUCUGCUUCGCCCUCGCCUCCUCCAUCUUCACCGUCACCAACUCCCGCGGCCCUUCCUCCCCGCACUGGUACGACUUCGAGGCUCUCAGAUACGUGUUCGCGGCGAACGCGAUGGUGGCGCUGUACUCGCUGUCGGAGUCGGGAGCUUCGGUGUGGGAGAUACUGAAGAACGCCACAUUGUUCCCGGAAGCCUUCCAACUCUGGUUCGAUUUUAGCCACGACCAGGUGUUCGCGUACAUACUGAUGUCGGCGGUAUCGGCUGGGACGGCACUGGCGAGGACGCUGAAGGGAUCGGACACGUGUACGGUUUCUAGCGCCUUCUGCAUCCAAUCGGACAUCGCCAUCGCCCUUGGAUUUGCGGCCUUCCUCUUCCUCGCCUUCUCCUCGCUCCUCUCCGGCUUCCGCGUCGUCUGUUUCCUCAUCAACGGCUCUCGUUUUCCCCACUAGAGACUGCGAAAGGUGGUUGUGGGAGCGUGCGAUUUUACCCUUUUGAGAUUUUAUUAUUUUCUUUUGAUUGAUCGAGCUGCUGCUGCUGCUGCUGCUGCUGCUCCUCCUCCUCAUCCUUUGCUGCAAAAUAUUUUUAUGUUACAUUAUA